AUAUAAAUUCACCAAUUUGUCGAGAACGGUGGUCAGAGAAUUUGUGAUCUUCGUGGUGCGUGGACCUGUGCGCGGAUUUUACUUUUAAUUUGUGAUUUAAUAAGAUAGGACUAAACUGUUAAAGAUGGUGGAUGAAAACGUGAUCCGUACACGAUCCUCGGGAAUUUCUGCUGAAGGUGUUAAAGAUCAGUAUGCCGAUGGGAAGGCGGCCAAAGUUUGGGAGAUCUUCAUCGGUGACAAGAGAUCCCGCACAGAUAACUACAGAAACUUCCUUGUGAACUUACUAAAACAGCAUGGCUGCAAAAGGAUCCUCGAUGUUGCCUGUGGAACUGGUGUGGAUUCCAUUCUUUUGGUUGAAGAGGGAUUUGAGGUUGUUUCUGCGGAUAUCUCCGACAAAAUGCUCAAAUAUGCUCUUCAGGAGCGCUGGGAACGUCGCAAGGAGAAGGCUUUCGAUGACUGGGUGAUCGAAGAAGCAAACUGGCUCACCGUUGCUCAAGAUCUUGGCCAUUUGAUUGGCGAUGGAUUCGAUGCUGUUAUCUGCUUAGGGAACUCCUUUGCCCACAUGACGGAUUCCUACGGCGAUCAACGUGAUCAAAAGUUGGCAAUUGCAAAUUUUGAGCGAUGCGUCAAACCCGGUGGACUGUUGCUGAUUGAUCAUCGCAACUACGACAACAUCCUCAAGACUGGCAGUACUCCCUCCAAGUGCAUCUACUACAAUAAUCAGCACAUGUCUGACAUUAAGACCUCCGUGCUGUACGUGAGUGGGAAGCCAUCGCAGGUCAUUCUGGAUUAUUCAAUCAGCAAUGGGAAUGAGACGAGUGAAUUCCGUCUCUCCUACUACCCGCACAAGUUGGAAAUCUUCAAGCGAAUGCUGGAGGAGGUUUUCGGCAAGAAGGCCAAGUACAACAUCUACGGGGACUUUAAGCUUCUCACCGAAGUCCAAAAUCCCGGAUUCUACAUUCAUGUUGUCCAGAAAGCCGAAUGAUUUGACGACCUUCAUGUUUUAAUAUAAAAUAAAUGUUCAUUAUGGAGUUUAUGCAA
Messenger RNA from Lutzomyia longipalpis, 1041 nucleotides. RefSeq names its product glycine N-methyltransferase. The transcript has 5 exons. The record is from RefSeq and is a predicted model, not a curated record. Gene Ontology annotation, molecular function: S-adenosyl-L-methionine binding; identical protein binding; glycine binding. The coding region runs from base 125 to 985 and encodes 286 amino acids. Lineage: Eukaryota; Metazoa; Arthropoda; Insecta; Diptera; Psychodidae. Gene Ontology annotation, biological process: protein homotetramerization; one-carbon metabolic process; S-adenosylmethionine metabolic process. Gene Ontology annotation, cellular component: cytosol.